This is a messenger RNA of Lindgomyces ingoldianus, 1095 nucleotides long. Its product is annotated as amidohydrolase 2. NCBI's taxonomy places the organism in Eukaryota, Fungi, Ascomycota, Dothideomycetes, Pleosporales, Lindgomycetaceae. The coding region runs from base 1 to 1095 and encodes 364 amino acids. The transcript has 4 exons. Gene Ontology annotation, molecular function: carboxy-lyase activity; hydrolase activity. Gene Ontology annotation, cellular component: cytoplasm; cytosol. The record is from RefSeq and is a predicted model, not a curated record. Gene Ontology annotation, biological process: secondary metabolic process.
AUGGCAGAGUCAGCACACAUUGCGCGAAUCAAGAAGAACGCAAAGCGCGACAAUAUUGAUCUCACAGUUCUGCCUUUCCUGGCCUCCGCGCUUGCAGACAUCCAAAAGAUAUUUACUCAAACGAUUUCCGGAGUUCCAACCUUCUCCAAUGCAACUCGGAUCGAUACCCAUGUGCAUCCUGUGCCUUCCUGGUUCCACGACCUUCAGCCUUUGGCGGGAGGUCGAGAAACACCAUCCUGGGACAUUCUCUCUCACUUCAACUUUAUGCUCUCCCAUUCCAUCACUCGUUCCAUUCUCUGUAUCUCGACACCACAGGCCAAUGCUUUCCCAGGAGACAAACCCAAAACGCGAGCUCUCGCCCGAAUCCUGAAUGAGUUCACUUCGGCAUUAGUAACGGUGUAUCCGGAUCGAUUCAGCUUUCUCGCCGUGACAGCAUUGCCUUAUGUCGAAGAAAGCAUUGCGGAGGUAAGAUACGCAUUAAAUGAAUUAGGUGCUGUCGGCGUAGGUGUUUUGACAAACCAUGAAGCCCUCUAUCCUGGAGACAAGAUGUUCAGACCGCUUUGGGAGUAUUUACAAAAUCGAUCAAGUGAGAGGGAAAUUAUAUUCAUCCACCCUACGGAUCCACUGAUGAAGGUUGACGGGAGACUGGUCGAUUCAAAACCAUCACCUUUGAGAUCUGGUCUUGGGGAAUUCUACUUUGAGACUGCGCGAGCGAUUUCGUCGAUCACGGCUUCAAGGACCAUUAUCGAGUUCCCGAAACUUCACUGGCGGAUAUCACAUGGGGCUGGUGCAUUUCCGGAUAUUGAAGAUCGCUUUUUAUUAGGCGUCCCAAUGGAUGCGGAAGAGGCGUGGAAAAUUUACGCAACGCGUGCUGGACCUGUUUAUCCUCGUCAGAUAAAAGGGCUUCUCGCUCAUGAUGUGCCCGUAUCCCAGUUUGUAUUCGGGACAGAUUAUCCGUAUGGCAUAGGGUUUUGGGAUGUGGAUGCCAACAUUGCAGGCCUUGCCGAUGCUGACUUUCUCUCCCCAGAGGAAAAAGAUGGUAUAUUUCAUGGAAAUGCCCGGGAACUCUGGAAAGGAAAGAUUGGUGGCGUAUGA